Molecule: messenger RNA, 2655 nt
Organism: Boleophthalmus pectinirostris (great blue-spotted mudskipper)
Lineage: Eukaryota; Metazoa; Chordata; Actinopteri; Gobiiformes; Gobiidae
Product: protein NLRC3-like
Exons: 8
Coding region: 229-2655 (808 amino acids)
Molecular function (GO): protein binding
Source: RefSeq, a predicted model, not a curated record
AAAGACUCACAUCAGAGAGACGAGGAUCUGAGCUUUCCCAUUGGUCAGGAGCCUCAGGCGGAGCUGGACUCCAUCUUCCAGGUUCUGGAGGAGCAGGUCCUGAGGUUUGUCCAACAGCAGCUGCAGAGGCUCCACAGGCUCCUGGCCUCAGAUUACCCAGAAUGCUCCGAGAGUGAGGAGGAGGAGAGCAGAGAGGUUCUGAACAUCACCCUGGACUUCCUGAAGAGGAUGGACCAGGAACAUCUGGCCCAGCGCCUGAGAGACAGGAGUAAAGUUGGAUUCAGAGAUAAACUGAAGUGUGAUCUGCAGCAGAGGUUCAGUCGUGUGUUUGAGGGCGUGGCUAAAGCAGGAGACUCCGCCCCCCUGACCCAGAUCUACACAGAGCUCUACAUCACAGAGGGCGGAGCCUCAGAGGUCAACCAGGAACAUGAGGUCAGACACGUGGAGACGGCGUCCAGGAGACCGGCCGCUCCAGAGACCAUCACAUGUGAAGAGCUCUUUAAACCCCGCCCACAUUCACCACAGCCAAUCAGAUUAGUGCUGACGAAGGGCGUGGCCGGCGUGGGGAAAACAGUGCUGACUCAGAAGUUGAGUCUGGACUGGGCUGAAGGCCGGGCCCACCAGGACCUCCAGCUGCUGUUCCCCUUCACUUUCAGAGAUCUGAACGUGCUCAGAGACACACAGUUCAGCCUGGUGGAGCUGCUGCACCACUUCUUCAGUCCAUCCAAAGAUCUCUGCAGCUUCCAACAGCUCCAGGUGCUCUUCAUCUUUGACGGUCUGGACGAGUGCAGACUUCCUCUGGACUUCGGCCGAACCCGGGUCCUGAGCGACCCCACAGAGUCCGCCUCAGUGCACGUGCUGCUGGUGAACCUCAUCAGGGGGAGCCUGCUUCCCUCCGCUCUCCUCUGGAUAACCACGCGCCCCGCCGCGGCCAAUCAGAUCCCUGCUGAGUGCGUCUCCAUGGUGACAGAGGUGCGAGGGUUCGCCGACCCGCAGAAGGAGCAGUACUUCAGGAAGAGGUUCAGAGACCAGGCCACGGUCGUCAUCUCCCACAUCAAGAGCGUCCGCAGCCUCCACAUCAUGAGCCACAUCCCGAUCUUCUGCUGGAUCCUCUCCACAGUUCUACGGAAGCUUCUGGAACAAACAGAACCAGAGCUGCCCCGGACUCUCACACAGAUGUACGUCCACUUCCUGGUGGUGCAGGCCAAAGUCCAGAACAUCAAGUAUCAGCAGGGAUCAGGGGAGGACCUUCACUGGACUCCAGAGACCAGGGAGAUGGUGAAGUCUCUGGGAAAAGUGGCCUUUGAGCAGCUGCAGAAAGGAAACCUGAUCUUCUACGAGAGUGACCUGAGCGAGUGUGGGCUGGACGCUGCAGCGGCCUCAGUGUACUCCGGAGUGUUCACACAGGUCUUUAGAGAGGAGCCAGGCCUGUACCAGGACAAGGUCUACUGCUUCAUCCAUCUGAGUGUGCAGGAGUUUCUGGCUGCUCUUCACGUCCAUCAGACCUUCUACAGCUCUGGAGAGAACCUGCUGGAGACACCACACUCCUCUGAGAGAAAAAGUCCAGACCCUGAGAGGCUGCUGCAGGGUCUGCUGACUCACACAGGAAGUGACCCGACCAAUCAGGAGACAGUAAAGUUCAUCAAACAGAAGCUGGAUGAAGAGGGUCUGUCUGCAGAGAGAAGUCUGAACCUGCUCCACUGUCUGAACGAGCUCAACGAUGGCAGUUUGGUGCAGGAGAUACAGAAGAACAUGAGGAGAUACCUCUCUGAUGGAACCAUGUCUCCUGCUCAGUGGUCUGCUCUGUCCUUCAUCUUACUGUCCUCAGACUCAGACCUGGAGGAGUUUGACCUGAGGAAAUACCAGGCCUCAGAGAACGCUCUCCUGGGUCUGCUGCCGGUGGUCAGAGCCUCCACCAAAGCCCUAGAGUUCGACCUGAGCUACAACCAUCCAGGACCCUCCGCCGAGCUCCUGACCGCUCUACAGGACCAGCGCCCCCUGCUGUCUGUCAGGUUGGAUCCUGCUGGAGAGCGCUGGAUGGUUCCAGGUCUGAGGAAGUACUCCCGUGACGUCCCUCUGGACCCAAACUCAGCUCACAGACUUCUGCGAAUGUCUGAGGACCAUCGCACUGUGACACAUGUGAAUGAGCAGCAGGAGUAUGAAGAUCAUGGCGACAGGUUCGCAGUCUGGCCUCAGGUCCUGAGCUGCACUGACCUGAGGGAGUGCUGUUACUGGGAGGUUUACUGGAGUGGACGGGUUCAAAUCGCAGUGAGUUGCAGAAGGAUCGACCGGCGCGGACGGGGACUGGAGUGUGAGUUUGGACUCAAUGAUCACUCCUGGAGUCUGAGGAUCUUUGAUGGUGGAGAAUACUGUGUCCAUCACAACAGCGUCACAACACGACUCCAACGCCCCUGUCACUCAGAGAGAGGGGACGUGUCCUCUGGUGAAGGGGGCGUGUCCUCGGGCAGAGUGGGCGUGUUCCUGGACUCUGAGGCUGGAGCUCUGUCCUUCUAUGAGGUCUCCUCUGAUGGAGAACUGUUCCACCUCUGGACCUUCUCCUCGUCCUUCUCUGAGCCUGUGUUCCCAGGGUUUGGACUGUUGUCUCCAGGUUCCUCUGUGACUCUGGUGGACCUGAGCCGGGCCCUUUGUGUCUGA